AUGUCUUCGACCUGGGACUUCCUCCAAUACAGCCCUGACCUACGCGGCAAAGUUGCGCUGGUAACGGGUGGCUGCACCACCAGCUCCGGCGUCGGGCUUGAGACGGUCAGACUUCUCGCGCUACGCGGCGCAAAGGUCUACAUGGCAGCGCGCACCGAGUCGAAAGCUCGAAAUGCCAUCUCCGAGAUUCUUGCAGACAAUCCUGACGUUCGCAAAGAGCAAAUCGUUUGGGUUGGGCUGAACCUGAGCGACCUGAAGACCGUUGUCGAUGCUGCCAACUACAUCAAGGCUCACGAGUCGCGCCUCGAUAUCGUCGUGAACAACGCCUGCGGAGUCCCUAGUGCCGCAUGCACCGAUGCAGGCUGGGAGCCGAACAUUGCUAUCAGCCACGUCGGCCACUUUACCCUAAAUAAUCUUCUGCUGCCUCUGCUCAAGUCGACCACUUGUACCUCUGACGCCGACGUUCGCAUCGUUGUGGUUUCUUCGGUUGCUCAGUCAAGUAUGCUACCAUCCAAUUACGUACCCAACUUCGCGGGUCCCGACGCCCUCAAAAACCCCAUCCCGUACCGACCCUGGGCUCACCGCUGGCUAUCUCCCCUCUUCAUCCGCCUAGACGUGACGGCCUACGGCGUGACGAAGCUUGCCAAUGCCCUUUAUGCCCAGGAACUUCAAAGGCAUCUCAGCGACGGCGUUCAACAGGAUGCCGAGGACGCCCUUUCUUCACGGUCCAUCAUCGUUACGGCCGUCCACCCUGGUACCGUCCGCACGCCAGGCAUGGCAGAAGUCUUUCAACCAUGGAUUUUGGGUCUGGCGAGCCACUUUGCCGUGACACCCACCGAAGGCGCACAGAAUUUGCUCUUCGCGGCCACAGCGAAUGAAGUGAGAAGCCAGCCGGAGAAGUUCGCGGGCCGGUUUCUGCUCCCCAUCGGACAGGUCGCACCGCUGCACCCCUCGGCGAAGGAUCCGGCCCUCGGAGCCGGGCUGUGGGAGAAUACGCAGCGGCAAGUUAAUACCUAUCUCAAGCAGCACGGACUUGACGAGCUCUUGCCCUGGUAA
Messenger RNA from Verticillium nonalfalfae, 1056 nucleotides. RefSeq lists its product as uncharacterized. Bases 1 to 1056 code for a protein of 351 amino acids. NCBI's taxonomy places the organism in Eukaryota, Fungi, Ascomycota, Sordariomycetes, Glomerellales, Plectosphaerellaceae. The transcript has 4 exons. The record is from RefSeq and is a predicted model, not a curated record.